This is a messenger RNA of Dicentrarchus labrax (European seabass), 1889 nucleotides long. RefSeq names its product methionine adenosyltransferase II, beta (gene mat2b). The record is from RefSeq and is a predicted model, not a curated record. Gene Ontology annotation, biological process: S-adenosylmethionine biosynthetic process. Lineage: Eukaryota; Metazoa; Chordata; Actinopteri; Moronidae. Gene Ontology annotation, cellular component: methionine adenosyltransferase complex. The coding region runs from base 248 to 1258 and encodes 336 amino acids. The transcript has 8 exons. Gene Ontology annotation, molecular function: methionine adenosyltransferase regulator activity.
AGAAGAAGCAGAAGCAGAAGCGGAGCGGAGCGACGGACAGAAAACUGCUCUGCUGCACCGGGAGAGACUCUACUGGUCUCUACUGGACUCUAUUGGUCUCUACUGGACUCUACUGGACUCUAUUGGUCUCUACUGGUCUCUACUGGUCUCUGCUGGACUCUACUGGUCUCUGCUGGACUCUACUGGUCUGUGAGCUGGUCCUGGAUCAGAUGCCUGGCUUUGAGUUCGGAGGUUCGGAGACACAGAAAUGAGCCGCGCAGGCGCAGAACUUAGGAUCAUUUUCAGCCCGGGCCGCGUGCAGCUGGUUCAGGAGGAGGCUAUGGUCCCUGCUCCGAGGGUCUUGGUUACUGGGGCAACGGGUCUUCUGGGUCGAGCUGUCUGCACAGAGUUUCAGAACAGCGGCUGGUUAGUUAUCGGGACUGGAUACAGGAGGGCCAGACCCCGCCUCCUACGCUGUGACCUUACAGAUGAGGACGCCGUCAAAAGAUUGCUGCACGAAUACAAGCCUGAUGUGAUCGUCCACUGUGCAGCUGAGAGACGUCCGGAUGUUGUGGAGAGACACACUGAAGCAGCUGUUAAUCUCAAUGUACACGCCACAAGCAUGCUUGCCAAGGAGGCAGCUGGCUGCAGGGCGUUCUUCCUCUACAUAAGCACUGACUACGUGUUCGAUGGGAGGAAUCCUCCUUACGGAGAAGACGACAGUCCGAAUCCUCUCAACGUUUAUGGACGCAGCAAACUGGAGGGAGAGAGAGAGACACUCAGACACUGUCCAGGUGCGGUGGUUCUGCGGGUGCCAGUUCUGUUCGGGGAGGUGGAGUCGGUGUCUGAAAGCGCAGUGACAUCACUGUGGCUCAAAGUCCAGGAGACGACGGAGAGCUGCACUCUGGAUCACUGCCAGCAGAGGUUCCCCACCGACAGUCGGGACGUCGCCACUGUGUGCAGGAAGCUGGCCGAGAGAGCCAGACAGGACCCAUCUAUCAGAGGGAUUUUUCAUUUCUCAGCUAAAGAGCAGAUGACCAAAUAUGAGAUGGCCAUAGCGAUCGCCCAGGCCUUCAACCUGCCGUCCAACCACCUCAUACCUCUGACGGAGCAACCAGCGUCUGCGUCAGCUCUUCGUCCAAUCAACAGUCAUUUAAAUUGUUCCCGUCUGGAGCUGCUGAACCUGAGUGUCCAACCGCGACCUUUCACCUCCGCCAUCAAUGACUGUCUGUGGCCCUUCACACCGGACAAACUGUGGAGACAGACAGUCUUCCACUGAGAGACAAACAGGUAGAAAGUUCCACCAUCGACUGUUUUUAGCUGUGUCACAUUUGAGGCUCUGCCCCCUGCAGACUGAUGACAUCAUAAUAAAUGUAUGAGGUGUGGACCAAUCCAGACUCUUUACCUGAUGACAGAAACCAUCUGUCCUACGUAUCCCACAAUCCUCUGAGUCAGCUGUGUAAUGAUGCGUUUGAGUGCUCUCAUAAACCUGUAAGUUUAUUAACUGAUGAUGUCAUCGGGUUUCUUUCCUGUAGUGGACCAAUGAAAACACACUGAUGUCACACAUUUACUGUCUGCCUGCUAAUUCAGUUGUCAUUAGCCACGCCCAGCUGUGUGGGUGGAGCCUGAGGUGAGACACAUGACAAAGAGCGAGACAUACAGGUGGACUGACAAACCUGUACAGAUAUUUACAGUAUAUGUAGUAAUAGUCAUUAAACCCAGAGUUCUGUCUGCAGGUUAUUAUCAGAUUGUUGUUGGUUUGUAAUCUGACCGAGACAAACAGAUUUACUGUAUACACUUCAGUGUGUGUGUGUGUCAUUUAAUGUAAUGUCUGAAAAUGAGAAAUGUGAUUUUCUUGUAUUUGAUGUAAAUGUCUGUCAACUGUUCACAUUAAACAUCUCAAACCUGAA